Molecule: messenger RNA, 4988 nt
Organism: Anoplopoma fimbria (sablefish)
Lineage: Eukaryota; Metazoa; Chordata; Actinopteri; Perciformes; Anoplopomatidae
Gene: sh2d3a
Product: SH2 domain containing 3A
Biological process (GO): small GTPase-mediated signal transduction; positive regulation of peptidyl-serine phosphorylation
Molecular function (GO): guanyl-nucleotide exchange factor activity; phosphotyrosine residue binding
Source: RefSeq, a predicted model, not a curated record
AUAUAACAAGGAGAAAGAGAGGAGUGAUAUCCCAGUGGGCCUCGGUAGAACCCUGCAAACAGUGUUCAGACAUGAAUAAUCGCUCCAUUGCCUGGUGGCUGAAACAGAUCGGCCUGCCCCAGUACACCAAGACACUGGAGAGAGAAUAUUAUGGUCUGGAGGGUUUGCUGGGUGUAACGGACGGAGAGCUGAAGGAUUCGGGGAUCGAGGAUGCAACUCACAGAGAGACCAUCCUCAAUCAACUGUCAAGACACCAGCAGAGUCUGGAGCCAAACUCUGCUUCAUAUCUAACGGACGGACAUAAGAAUGGUGUGCAAGUGGAGCGCAGGGUGAGCCGAAAGUACUCCCUGGGGUCGUCUAUGGAUCUGGUGAAGCCUAAGAAGGACUUGUUUCGUCAGAGUGUGCUGCCCCGCCUCCAGCGCGCUGAUAAAAAACACCGCCUCGCCUCCUGCUCCCAGCUCCGCCCCCUGAACGAGGACAACGCUAUCAGCGAGGCGGAGCGCUGUCAGGACAGCAAACGCAGCAAGAGGAGGAGUGUCAGCGCAUACCUCAGCCAGCUGAAGGUGUUUGGAGGUCGAAGAGACAUGGACUCAUUUAAGAAGGAGCUGGAGGAGGAGCUGAAGCUCAGCACUGAUGACCCGACGAGCCACGCAUGGUACCACGGACCGCUGAGCAGAGAGGCUGCAGAGUCUUUGUUUGAGAGGGACGGAGACUUCCUGGUCCGUGACUCAAGCUCUUGCCCCGGAGACUACGUUCUGAGCUGCUUUUGGAAGGAUGGGCCCAUGCACUUUAAGAUUAUACGAGUGAUCCUUCGUCCAAAAAAGGGCUACACUCGGGAGCUGUUCCAGUUUGAGGAGGAUCGCUUUGACAAUGUUCCUGCUCUGAUCCGGUUCUAUGUGGGCGACCGUCGGCCCAUCUCCCAGGCCUCUGGCGCUGUGAUCUUUCACCCAAUCACACGGACCCUUCCUCUGCGUGUCAUCAUCGAGCGACAUGGAGAGCCCACAGGCAGCAGCAGCAGCAGUAGUAGCAAUAGUGGUGGUGGUGGUGGUGCGGGGCAAGAGAAACACAGUCAAGCCGACAAAAGGCGCAGCCUCAGUUCUGCACAUAACGACACACUGCAGCUCAUCAAUCCGCUGCUAAGGAGUGGAAGUCAGCCUGCGAACUUGGAGAACGUUGGACGUAGACCUUCACUUCAGUCUGCACAGUCUGACAGCAACCUACGAACUGGCGUUCCACAGAACACUCAGUCGAAGGACACUGGCCCCGCCCCCAUCUCCCCAGUGUUUCGCACCGGCAGCGAACCCCUGCUGAGCCCACGACCACGACACACACGCCCCUCCUAUCCAGGUGGUGGUGUAACUUUGCGAGGAUCAGAUGGACAGCUGCACCCCAGAGCUCCUCCUAAACCUCUCAGGAUCUCUGUAGUGUUUGCCAAUAGCGUCCGUCCUCCGCCCACUGACCGGGACAUUAACCCCUCCUCUCUCUACGAUGAGCUGGUCAUCCAGGUGCCACAAGACCGGCAGAAAGGUCAUGUGGACCGACUGCGUGCAGAGGAGAAGUGGCAGAGCCGCGCCCGCCUCACAGAGACUUCCUUUGGCUUCCUGGAGGCACAGCAGAGCGAAGAAUCAUCACAGCUGCCGGUGCUGCCGCAGAAGAAAAAGGCAGAGGAAGUGGAAGACUGGCACUUUGAAAAGCCACAAGUGGAGUCGGUCUCGUGUUUCCAGUUGGAUCAGUUUGAGUCGCUGCUCUUGCCGGAGAACAACCGCCCUCUGGAGCCCAUCGUCCUGCUGACACUCAAAGAGAUCUUCAACCGCUCAAAGGCCGACAGUACUGCUCUACACAUGCUCAGUGUCGACUGCCAGGUCGCACGCAUUGUUGGGGUGACUGAUGAGCAGAAGAUGAUUAUGGGAGUUGGAUCAGGGCUGGAGCUUGUCACUUUGCCACACGGACGCCAGUUACGACAGGAUUUGUUAGAAAGGCAUCAUCUAAUAGCACUAGGAGUCGCAGUGGACAUCCUUGGCUGCACUGGAACUGUGAGCCAAAGGUCAACUGUCUUACAUAAACUAAUAUUAUUGGCUCAAGCCCUGAAAGAACAUGCCCACAACCUCUACUCCUUCUCAGCUGUGAUGAAGGCUCUGGAGAUGCCUCAGAUAAUGCGACUGGAGAUGACAUGGCGAGCGCUGAGAAGGAACCACACAGAGACGGCUGUUUUAUUUGAGAAGAAACUCAAACCUUUCAUGAACCUGCUGAACGAUGGAGACAGCUCGGUAGUCCAAGGUCCCAUCGCCGUGCCACACCUGGUUCCUCUGCUGAUGGCGAUGGAGGGUGACGACCCAGUGGAGAACAGUGAGCGAGGCUGUCAGCUGCUCUACGACGUCCUCCAGUCGGCUCGCAGUGCCGCGCUGCACGCACAAGAUUAUCAGCAGCACGCACAGUCUCUGCUCACAGGAAGCUGGGAGCCGGUCCCUGAGCUGCUGGAGGCUUUCCGGACGGAGUUCGCCCUGCGGCUGUUCUGGGGUCAGUCGGGGGCAGUGGCCGACAGAGAGGAGCGCUACGAGAAGUUUGACAAGAUUCUUUGUGUACUCUCUGAUAAACUGGAACCCCUGGAGAUCACCCCACAGACACCUGACCCUCUAACCUGAGCCUCAGGGUCCGUUUCACCCAGUGAAACGUGAAAGUCAGCACUUUCACAAGAGGAGAGAAAUACGAAAGUCAAAUGUAUUUAGUUGAGCCUUUGCGCAUCUCGCCCCUGAGGUCACACGGACAUAAAUGAAAUGGUAUUUUUGAGAUGUGAGAGACUUUCAAGCUUGUCAACUUUUAACUUAUAAUGGAAUGAGUUGUAUCUUGAACUUGUGGAUCCUGGGCAGUCUAUCACUGUGAAAAGAGCUGCGUUGGAUUCAGAAAAUCUGGAACGGUUUACCCAAAAAACUAGCAUCUCUUAACUUCUUAAAAUGUGCAUUUCUGAUACUCAGACACCGUUUUAUGGACACCACUCUGAUACUUGAGAUUCAAAAGGAUCAACAUGACUCAAACAGAUAGUUCCCUUUGUACAUGACCUGCUGCUGUAAAGGACCACACUGGGAAUUGUGUUUUUCUAUUUCAGUGUUUUUAAUGCAAUAAAUGGAUGUUAAAUGUAUGCAUUUGUAAUAUUUCUUACAAAUGAUACUGUAAAUAAACAAAGACAAGAAAUGGGGUUUUUUUCUUUUUCACUUUAUGACUCAAAACAAUACAUGUAAAUACGUACAUUUUCUGUUUAAAAAUGGAUCAUACAAUAAUACCCCUUUAAAAUGCUAAGAAAACAUCUAGUGCAGGACAGAGUGGUAGAGACAGAGAUGGGUAAACAGUAUAUGGCUCAAUGUAAGAUUUGUAGAGUCUGAGCUUCACAGUGCAGAGUUUGACACGAGAAGACGGAUUCAUCUGCUGAAAGAGGAAAGUUUCUCUGCGCUCAGACGUGUAUUAAGGAAUGUCCAAUUAGUUUGAUGUGAGUCUAUAAACACUCCUAUCAGAUUUUAAAAGUGCUAUUACUUUUUUACUGGUGUAUACUGUUCUCUUGGCAGUGAUCCAGCAAGGAGCUGAAUCAUAAAACCUCCCAUUUCCUUCCUUUUGAAAUCCACCCUGGUGUCAUUAAUUCAAAAAGGUUUUCAACCAUGAUCAUUGUUUCAGAGACUUGGAGAAGGUCACUAACAGUGAAAAGCUGGAGGCUCAAAAUAUGAAAGCAGAGUAUGAAGUAUGAUAAUCAGGGAAAGAACCAGUUAAGGACCAGAGAUCACUCUGCCAUUUCAAUGCGUAGUAUGAAUUUAAAAGUGAAGACGAGGACUUAAUAAUGGUCUGUUAUCCACUUUUGAGUUGCACGUUUUUCUGGUUUUAUGACGUCAGUGCUGUGAUGAUCUCUGAAGCAGCGACCUCAAACGCAGGCAGUUUAACAAGUGUUUGUGGCAAGAAUUAUAACAUGGUAAAAAAUGCAAGGCAAGUUUCCAUUUCUAAGUCUUCCUGAAACAAUACUCACAUGCGUAUAUGUACAUUGGAGCAGUUUAAUUAUGCUGUUAUUAUUCUUCCUGUUCAUACUGAUUGGUGGUUUAAACAGUCCUCCCCAAAUAUAUAUUCCAAAGUUAAUUUAAAACUCAUAUGAGGCACCAGCAAACUUGAAGUAGUUAUGUAAAAGAGGUUGUAUACCAAAACUGACAUUCUUUUUAGUUUGUAAUUCCUCCUGGUGUUUUCCUGCUGAGCUGGAGGGAUAGCAACACACAGGUAAUUUUGUGUUAAAAAAAAUGAAACUUUGGAGAAAUACCCACUUGAUUAGUCUAACCCAGACUGCUUAAUCCUCUUAUUUUCUGAAAAACUUGACCCAGAAUGAGAUUUUGUCCCCCAGAAGCACAAUAGGAAUGGAACUAAUCGGAGCCGGUAUGAACAAGACGAAUGAUUGCAUCAAACAAAACCUAUUUCAAAUGUUCAUACGGACACGUGACUAUUGUUUAAAGACAACAUAAAAAAACCACAUUUAAAAUCUAUCCUUUACAGUGACACUCCAUGGUGAGAUGUUGCUAAGAGUAGUGGUUUUCAUCCAGUUAUAAGUCAUAAAACAUCACUAUGAUAAAAAGAAAAAAAAAACUCACAUUAUCCUGUCAGGAGAGAGGUUUUUGCAGAGGAAGGACGGUGUUACAAAAAGGAAAAGGAUCAGCAGGUUAUUAGAGAGGGGGAAUGUGGGGGGGAAAAGUCAAGUGAAAGGAUAUAUCAACAUAAAAAUAUGUAGCGCUAAAGGCUACUAUGGUGCUGAAUAUGUCACGCUAGUCAUCACUUAACGCUGCAACAACAACAACAACAACAAAAAAAAAAAGUUCAGGUAUACAUUCACAAGUUUGGAUUUAAAAGAGCUGGAAUCCAUAAAGAUCAUACAGUCUGCGUUUGGAGAGCAGAGAGAGGGAGUGUAGGAUAACAAGCUUUCUAAUCACUCUCUUUCAUCUCGCCACACACAUCACUGGCUGAGAGAA